UCUCUCUCUCUCUCUCUCUUAAGUCUUAAAUCUUAAUAGCUUUAGUGGGUUUUUGCUGGUGGCAUAAAUCAAUGGCGGUGCUGUUUGUUCUUUUACUUUUAGCAGUUUCUGCUGCUACAGCUGAUGAAGAUGCAUUCAUUGGUGUGAACAUUGGAACAGAGCUCUCAGACAUGCCACACCCUACACAAGUUGUAGCCCUCCUCAAAGCCCAGCAAAUUCGACACGUUCGUUUAUAUGAUGCUGACCGUGGCAUGCUCAUUGCACUCGCUAAUUCAGGCAUUCAAGUUAUUGUCUCUAUCCCCAAUGAACAGCUCCUUGGAAUUGGCCAAUCGAAUUCAACUGCGGCUAAUUGGGUCUCUCAGAAUAUUGUAGCUCAUUAUCCUGCCACUAACAUCACAGCCAUAUGUGUAGGCUCUGAGGUCCUUACGACCCUUCCCAAUGCAGCAAAAGUCCUUGUCAAUGCCCUCAAGUACAUUAACUCAGCCCUCGUUGCUUCCAAUCUCGACCGGCAAAUCAAAGUCUCGACUCCUCUUUCUUCCUCAAUUAUCCUCGAUUCAUUCCCACCUUCCCAAGCCUUCUUUAACAGCUCAUGGAAUUCAGUUUUGGUCCCUAUGCUCGAGUUCUUGCAGUCGUCAGGAUCGUAUCUCAUGCUGAAUAUUUACCCUUAUUAUGAUUACAUGCAAGCAAAUGGUGUUAUUCCAUUGGAUUACGCCCUCUUCGAGCCUCUCUCUCCUGAAAAAGAGGCUGUCGAUUCUAACACGUUGCUCCAUUACUCCAAUGUGUUUGAUGCAGUGGUCGACGCAACCUAUGCUGCUAUGGCUUCCCUCAACUUCACUAACACCCAAGUGGUGGUGACGGAAACAGGCUGGCCUUCCAAGGGUGAUUCAAAUGAACCGGAUGCAACCUUAGAGAAUGCCAAUACUUACAACAGCAAUCUGAUAAGGCGUGUUCUGAACAAAACUGGAACUCCCAAACGUCCAGGGCUUGCUGUUAGUACUUUCAUCUACGAACUCUACAAUGAAGACAAAAAGCCUGGACCUGUCUCUGAGAAAAACUGGGGAUUGUUUGAUGUAAAUGGUGUGCCAAUCUACAUUAUGCACUUGACAGAUUCCGGGAAUGUGUUGGCCAAUGAUACUACCAAUCAAACUUACUGUGCCGCAAUGGAAGGUGCCGAUAAAAAGAUGCUGCAGGCUGCACUGGAUUGGGCUUGUGGUCCUGGCAGAGUGGAUUGCUCACCUUUGUUGCAGGGACAGCCGUGCUAUGAACCCGAUAAUGUGGCUUCUCAUGCAACUUUCGCUUUUGAUGCUUACUAUCAUAAGAUGGGGAAGGCUGCGGAUGCAUGUGACUUCAAUGGGGUGGCUACAAUUACAACUACGGAUCCAAGUCAUGGUUCCUGUGUUUUCCUAGAAAGUCUUGGCAAGAAUGGCAGCACACUGGCAAACGUUACAGCCCCAACGCUCAAUUCCACUAGCUUGGAUUCUUCUGCAAGUGAUUUUCGAAGUGGCGCUUUUACAAGUAUCGCAAUUAUGAUGCUUCUUAUAUGUUUGAAGCUUAUGCAAUUCUGAUGUGAAAAGAUUUUGCGAAUAGAUAGAAAAGUAGCAUGGUAAGCUUUUGUUUAAAAUGGUGACCACAUAGUUUUUAAAGGAAUUGGUGCACAGAAUUUUGUACAAAACGAGUUGAAGAACCGGCAUUGGCAUUGAUGGUGUUCCUAUUCUCUUAUGUUAGAUUUUUUUUCUUCUUUU
Morus notabilis is the source of this 1742-nucleotide messenger RNA. Its product is annotated as glucan endo-1,3-beta-glucosidase 2. Gene Ontology annotation, biological process: carbohydrate metabolic process. The transcript is spliced from 4 exons. The coding region runs from base 72 to 1565 and encodes 497 amino acids. Gene Ontology annotation, cellular component: plasma membrane. Gene Ontology annotation, molecular function: hydrolase activity, hydrolyzing O-glycosyl compounds. The record is from RefSeq and is a predicted model, not a curated record. Lineage: Eukaryota; Viridiplantae; Streptophyta; Magnoliopsida; Rosales; Moraceae.